CUCAUUUCCAAGGAAGCUGAUUGAUUGACACAGAUUGUAGAUUCCUCAAGCUGUUCAGAAAGGUUUGGAGCCCUGAUUUUGGGGCUCUGAUGGCCAUGCUGCUGGUGCCCGUCUGUGUCCUGCUGUCAGUAGGGGGUGCUCUAGGGGGAGGGUACCCCUCCGUACCCCAGCCCCUGCCACAGAUGCAGUACAUGCAGCCCAUGGUGAAGGGGCCCCUAGGACCCCCCUUUAGAGAAGGAAAGGGACAAUACCUUGAUGGUCCUCCAGUGAUUCCUCAAGGGGAGCCUGGCCCUCCAGGCAAGCCUGGCCCUAGGGGCCCCCCAGGACCUCCAGGGGUACCAGGAAAACCCGGGCUUGGGAAUCCGGGCCUGGAUGGAGAACCUGGGCCCCCAGGUUCUCCGGGAUUUUCCGGAAUUGGGAAACCAGGGUUGCCAGGACCACCGGGGAAAAUGGGGCCAAAGGGCAUGAAUGGUCUGCAGGGUGAGGCUGGUGCACAGGGUGAGCCAGGUCCCAGGGGGUUACCUGGAAAUCCAGGCCUUCCAGGUCCAGUGGGCCUGUCCCUCAAUGGUAAGCCUGGCCUGCCGGGUGGCAAGGGUCCCCCAGGGACCAGAGGGGAACCAGGCCAAAAAGGAAGCCCAGGAGCUCCUGGAGAGCCUGGUCUCAAAGGAGAGAAUGGCAAUGGUAAUCCAGGCCUGGCUGGCCCCAGGGGCCCUGGUGGGCUUCAAGGGCUGCCUGGGGAACCUGGUGUGCCAGGCGUUGGUAAACCAGGACUGGAUGGUGUGCCUGGGCCACCUGGCCCUAAAGGAGAUCAGGGUGCUCCAGGAGAGCAAGGUCUGCCAGGUGAAACAGGCCCUCUUGGGCUACAGGGCCAGCCAGGGCCAGAAGGAGUGGGGAAACCAGGUUUGGAUGGCUCACCUGGUAUGCUUGGGCCAAGCGGACCAAAGGGUGAACCAGGAAUAAGGGGCCCUCCUGGGUUACCUGGGGCACCUGGUUAUGGCAAGCCGGGGUUGACUGGGCAGAAAGGAGAUCGUGGACUCUCAGGAAAGCCAGGGCCCCUUGGUGAAAAGGGGGAGCCUGGGAUGGUGGGUAAGCCAGGAGUUGUGGGCCCUGAUGGACAGCCGGGAGCCCCGGGAAUGCAGGGGUCCGUGGGGCUCCCAGGAAAGCACGGGAUUCCUGGCGGUAAAGGAGAGAUGGGCCCUGUGGGACCACCAGGCUUGCCAGGGAUCAAAGGAGACCAAGGCCCUAGUGGGAUGGUUGGACAGCCUGGCAUUCCAGGGGAGAAGGGGCUGCCUGGCCCCAGUGGAGCUUUAGGCAAACCGGGUCCUAAGGGAGAGCAUGGACAUAUUGGUUUACCUGGAAACCCUGGCUUAGUUGGCGCGCCAGGGCCCAAAGGGGAAUCUGGGCUGUCUGGAGCCCCAGGUCCUCGUGGGCAGUCAGGAAUCCCUGGUCUUCAGGGGCCCACAGGUCCUAUUGGACCUCAGGGCAUUCCAGGGCUGAAAGGGGAGCCUGGCCUACCAGGGCCAACAGGAAUAGGGAAGAAUGGAGACCAAGGAGUGGCUGGGCCCCAGGGGCCUCCUGGAAAACCUGGCCCCAAUGGGUUGGAUGGUCCUCCAGGACCUCCUGGUCCUCCUGGACCCCCUGGUCCCCCAGGGGUCCUCUUCAAUGGCGAGAUGCAGGUAGCUGGACUUCAGGAGACUGAGGUGGGCGGCGACUCGGUUCCAGAUGGAAAGGAGGAGAGACCACAAUACGUAAGUGCAGAACUCUCUGCCACUAUGGUCCCGGCCUUCACUGCAAUCCUGACCACGCCCUUUCCACCCUCUGGUGUGCCUAUCAAGUUCGAUAGGACCUUGCACAACAGUCUGAAGGCCUACAAUCCUGCCACAGGCAUCUUCACUUGUCCAUUCCCUGGUGUCUACUAUUUCUCCUACCAUGUACAUGUUAAAGGAACAGGCCUUUGGGUGGCACUCUACAAGAACAACGUUCCUGCCACAUAUACCUAUGAUGAGUAUAAAAAGGGCUACAUGGACCAAGCUUCAGGCAGUGCAGUGUUGGAACUCCAGGAAAAUGACCAGGUUUGGGUGCAAAUGCCCUCUGACCAGGCCAACGGGCUUUACUCAACCGAGUACAUCCACUCCUCCUUCUCAGGGCUCCUCUUGUGCCCCACAUAAUGCCACCUGCUACACAGGAGCCAAAGAACACCCGCCAUAUAGUAGCUGGAAAACACCCACCACACUGGAGCCAGAAAGCACCUGCCAUACAACGGCCAGAAAACACCUGGUGCACUGGCAGCCAGAAACCACCACCCACACAACAGAACCACCUACUUUACUAACGCUAGAAAAAUCCACAGUAUUGGAGCCAAAAAACACCCUCCUUACAAUAGUUGAAAAACACCUGCUACA
Molecule: messenger RNA, 2402 nt
Organism: Megalops cyprinoides (Indo-Pacific tarpon)
Lineage: Eukaryota; Metazoa; Chordata; Actinopteri; Elopiformes; Megalopidae
Product: collagen alpha-2(VIII) chain-like
Exons: 3
Coding region: 90-2168 (692 amino acids)
Molecular function (GO): protein binding
Source: RefSeq, a predicted model, not a curated record